Paramecium tetraurelia is the source of this 828-nucleotide messenger RNA. RefSeq lists its product as uncharacterized. Gene Ontology annotation, molecular function: protein binding. The record is from RefSeq and is a predicted model, not a curated record. Lineage: Eukaryota; Ciliophora; Oligohymenophorea; Peniculida; Parameciidae. The transcript has a single exon.
AUGUUUAAAGGAAAAAGAGUUCAUUCUGAAUUAAUUGAUAUUUCAUUGCAUGGUACUCUCUUCAAGUUCGAUAAACAUCCAAAAUUAAAUGCCUUUGUUAGUGUUGGCAAUGAUCACGAUUUAUCAGUGUGGGACUUGGAAUCUUUGAAAUUAUUAUACAAGAAAGAAGGAAAUGAAUAUGCAAUUGCAGAUGCUCUGAUUCAUGAUGACUAUCACAUCAUUGCUUCAGUAAAUGGAACUUUAAAAAUAUAUAAAGGAGAUGAAGAACCUAAAGUAACUUAAUUACCUGAGAUUCCUCUUUCUAUAUGCGUUCAUAAGAAUCAACUAUAUGUGGGUACAACAUCUGAUAAAUUAUUAAUAUACGAUUUAGACACUGCUGAAUUAAAAUGUACUCAAAACUAAUAACCUUGGGUUACUUAAUUAAGAUCUCAUGAUGAUACAUUAUAUAUUAUGGGAAAUCAAAUAUCAUACAAUGAGAAUAUUGUGGAUAUUGGGCAUAAGGGAUAAAUAAUGCAUCACUUUAUUCUUGGAAAUAAAAUUCUAACAGGAGAUUCAAGUGGCAAAGCUAUUUUAUCUUCAUUCCCAGAAUUUACAAAGCUCUAUGAAUAUCAAAUGGAAAGUGCUGUUGUCUAACUUGCAAUUAUAGAGAAUUAGGAUCAAUUAUCCUUAAUUAUCGGUACUCUUGAUCCAGGAAUUGUUAUCAUUACAAAUGGAGAAAUUACAAAGAUUGAGGAUAGAGCUGCUCCAUUUAUAGUUUGUUCUCAAAAUAGAAUAAUUAGCAGAUCGAACAUCUUAACAAGACAAGCAUAUUGUGAUGUUUAUGAAUGA